Molecule: messenger RNA, 1963 nt
Organism: Drosophila eugracilis
Lineage: Eukaryota; Metazoa; Arthropoda; Insecta; Diptera; Drosophilidae
Product: hydroxymethylglutaryl-CoA synthase 1
Exons: 2
Coding region: 178-1575 (465 amino acids)
Biological process (GO): acetyl-CoA metabolic process
Molecular function (GO): hydroxymethylglutaryl-CoA synthase activity
Source: RefSeq, a predicted model, not a curated record
UGGCCGUCAGUCCGCGGAGAGAUUCGAUCGAGUGAGCCUCGCGCUUCCCCAAAACCUUUCAAAAUCUAAAAAAAAAAAAGUUCCAGUCCGAAAAGUGAAAACUUAUUGUCAAUAGGCCAGUAGUCGCAGGUGCUAACUGUAACGAGCUCAGGAUUAAAUAGAUAACCGGUAACAAUCAUGGCAUCCCACUGGCCCCAGAACGUUGGAAUACGCGCCAUCGAGGUGCUAUUUCCCUCCCAAUACGUGGACCAGACGGAGCUAGAGACCUUCGACGGUGCCUCCGCGGGCAAGUACACAAUUGGCCUGGGUCAGGCCAAGAUGGGAUUCUGCUCGGACCGCGAAGAUGUUAACUCGCUCUGCCUGACGGUUGUGAGUCGCCUGCUGGAGCGGCACCACGUAAAGCAUUCGGAGAUCGGCCGACUGGAAGUGGGAACCGAGACCAUUGUGGACAAAUCCAAGUCAGUGAAGUCAGUGCUGAUGCAGCUGUUUGUUGAGAGCGGGAACACCGACAUUGAGGGUAUAGACACCACAAACGCUUGCUACGGUGGCACGGCAGCGCUCUUCAACGCCGUCAACUGGGUGGAAUCUUCCAGCUGGGACGGCCGCCUGGCUCUCGCAGUUUGUGCUGAUAUUGCUGUGUAUGCCAAGGGUGCUGCGCGACCAACUGGCGGAGCUGGUGCGGUGGCCAUGCUAAUAGGUCCAAAUGCGCCGCUGGUCCUGGAUCGUGGACUACGGGCCACUCACAUGGAGCAUGCCUACGACUUUUACAAGCCGGACCUCAGCUCUGAGUAUCCCACUGUGGACGGAAAGCUCUCUAUUCAGUGCUAUCUAUCCGCUCUGGAUACUUGCUAUAGGUUGUACCGCAAGAAGUUCAACCAGCAGCAAAAGGACAGCACGAAGGAGUCGGCCAGCCUGAGCACCUUCGACGCCAUCCUGUUCCACACGCCCUUCUGCAAACUGGUGCAGAAAUCUGUGGGUCGUCUGAGCUUCAAUGACUUCCUGCUGAGCAGCGAAGAGGAGCGAACGAAGCAGUUCCCGGGACUGGAGCGAUUCAAUAGCUCCACUUUAGAAAGCACUUACUUCGAUCGCGACGUUGAGAAGGCCUUCCUUACGCAGUCUGCGGAUAUCUUUGCCAGCAAGACCAAGAAAUCGCUGCUGCUAGCUAACCAGGUGGGCAACAUGUACACCCCGUCGGUGUACUCGGGCCUGGUGUCACUGUUGAUUGGAGAGCCGGCCAAGGAAUUGGUCGGUAAACGCAUUGGAGUAUUCUCCUACGGAUCCGGACUGGCAGCCUCUAUGUACUCGAUAAGUGUGACCCAAGAUGCUGAAGCUUUUGAGAAGUUCGCCUCGAAACUAGACUACGUGCAGCCGCUGCUUAACUCACGCGAAAAGGUUGCCCCUGAGCAGUUCUCCGCGCUGAUGGAGGUGCGAGAGAAGAACAACCAUGCGGCGCCAUACACGCCCACUGGCAGCAUUUCCGCCUUGUUUCCUGGAACCUUCUACCUGAAGGAUGUGGAUUCGCUGCAUCGACGCACCUACGAGCGGACGCCAACCAUCAGCAAUGGGGUUCACUAACCCCGGGCUAUUGGUUCUUUUGGUUUGGUUCUGGUUUCCAACUUGACAAUAAACUAUCUAAACUAUCUCGACCAAACCCAUGUAAGCUGUAGCUGUAGACGGUAACUAAUUAUAACUGGUGUGAUCCCAGGGGUCGCUUUACUUUCUCUCUUCGUAUCCGGGUCCUAAUCGCAUAUACAUAUAUAGUACUACACCAAUUAUUUAUACAUUGCUUGCGAAUUAACUCUUUCAUCCAGUCAGACCUUAUUUAUACCAUGGAACAAGUCUUAAUUAGCGUCGGUACUGCAAUUUAUGCCUAUAAAUGUACAAUACUUAUACCUGUGUGUAAGGCACACAAUCAAUUGUUUUACGAACAAUAAAAAUCAACAAAGUCAAACAACCUCUUCAA